UACUCUCCUCCACCACCCAAGAAGUCACCUCCACCUCCAUACUACUACAGUUCUCCACCACCACCAGUUAAGUAUCCUCCUCCACCAUACUACUACUCUUCUCCACCACCACCCAAGGAAUCACCUCCUCCACCAUACUACUACUCCUCACCACCACCACCCAAGAAGUCACCCCCACCCCCAUACUACUACUCCUCUCCUCCACCACCAGUUAAAUAUCCUCCUCCACCAUACUACUACUCUUCCCCACCACCACCAGUUAAGUACCCUCCUCCACCAUAUUACUACACUUCUCCUCCACCACCUACUCCUUACUAUCCUCCUCAUCACCCCUUGAUUGUUAAGGUUGUAGGAAAAGUCUACUGCUACAGAUGUUAUGACUGGAAAUACCCAAAGAAAUCCCAUGACAAGAAGCACCUCAAAGGUGCUGUUGUUGAGGUGACAUGCAAGGCUGGUUACAAAGAAAUCAAGAGCUAUGGUACCACUAAGAUUAAUGGCAAGUUUAGUAUUACUGUUGAAGGAUUUGAUUAUGCGAAAUAUGGAGCAGAUGCAUGCAUAGCUAAGCUUCACAAAGCACCAAAGGAUUCAAAAUGUAACAUCCCAACAAAUCUUCAUUGGGGUAUGAAGGGUGCUAGCCUCAGGGUGAAAUCAAAGGAUCAUUAUGAAGUUGUGCUCUAUGCAAAACCAUUUGCUUAUGCUCCAAAAACUCCAUAUGAAGAAUGCAUGAAGCCUAAGCCAACUCCAGCUCCUUACUACUACCAUUCUCCUCCACCACCAUCGCCGACAUACGUAUACAAGUCACCACCUCCUCCAUCACCCAAAUACGUGUACAAAUCACCACCUCCUCCAUCACCUAAAUACGUGUACAAGUCGCCACCCCCUCCAUCACC
Messenger RNA from Capsicum annuum, 890 nucleotides. RefSeq names its product extensin-2-like. The record is from RefSeq and is a predicted model, not a curated record. NCBI's taxonomy places the organism in Eukaryota, Viridiplantae, Streptophyta, Magnoliopsida, Solanales, Solanaceae.